AGAAAUAAAAUUGAAACCAAGUCCAAAUUUCAAAGACCCUUCUGGCUCCUUUCCCUUUUCUAUCUACACAGUUUCACUUUCAACUCCAAAUCUUGAUUUCUUAAAAUUACCAAUCUUUUCUCUUCAGAUAUACAGAUCUGGGGUUUAGGAUUUUUCUUUAGUUGAAAGAAGAGAAAAAAGGGAAAGGGAAUAUAUCUACUAAUGGAGAGUUUAAUUGGUUUGGUGAAUAGAAUUCAGAGAGCUUGUACAGCUCUUGGUGACUAUGGUGGUGGUGAUAAUGCAUUUUCUUCUCUAUGGGAUGCUCUUCCUUCAGUUGCAGUUGUUGGUGGUCAGAGUUCUGGAAAGUCAUCUGUAUUGGAAAGUAUAGUAGCUCGAGAUUUUCUUCCUCGUGGAUCAGGAAUUGUCACAAGGAGACCAUUGGUGCUGCAGCUUCAUAAGACUGAUGAAGGACAGCAGGAAUAUGCAGAGUUUGGUCAUAUGCCGAGAAGAAAGUUCACAGAUUUCGCCAUGGUGCGGAAGGAGAUUGCGGAUGAAACUGAUCGAAUCACAGGGAAAACUAAGAUGAUUUCUCCUGUUCCUAUCCACCUGAGCAUAUACUCUCCAAAUGUGGUGAACUUAACACUGAUUGAUUUACCUGGUUUAACAAAAGUGGCUGUUGAGGGGCAGUCUCAGACUAUAGUUGAAGACAUUGAAAACAUGGUUCGAACGUAUGUUGAGAAGCCCAACUGCAUCAUUCUAGCAGUUUCUCCUGCCAAUCAGGAUAUUGCCACCUCUGACGCAAUAAAACUUGCAAGGGAAGUGGACCCAACAGGUGAGAGGACAUUCGGAGUGUUGACCAAGCUAGAUUUGAUGGACAAAGGCACUAAUGCUCUAGAUGUUCUUGAAGGAAGAUCUUAUCGUUUGCAACAUCCCUGGGUUGGUAUUGUGAAUCGUUCACAAGCUGACAUAAACAAAAAUGUAGACAUGAUCUAUGCAAGAAGAAAGGAGCGUGAAUAUUUUGCUACCAGUCCGGAUUAUGGGCAUCUGGCUAGUAAAAUGGGUUCAGAGUACCUUGCAAAACUACUGUCAAAGCACUUGGAACAAUUUAUUAAGGGAAGAAUACCAAGUAUCACCUCACUUAUCAAUAAAAGCAUAGAUGAACUUGAAUCAGAAAUGGACCACCUUGGAAGGCCUAUUGCUGUUGAUGCAGGCGCUCAACUCUAUACUAUUUUGGAACUUUGCCGUGCUUUUGAUAAGAUAUUUAAGGAGCAUCUAGAUGGAGGUCGACCUGGUGGUGAUCGAAUUUAUGGAGUUUUUGACAACCAACUACCUGCUGCUUUGAGAAAACUCCCGUUUGACCGAUAUCUUUCUGUGCAAAAUGUGAGGAAAGUUGUUUCAGAGGCAGAUGGUUACCAGCCUCACUUGAUAGCACCUGAGCAAGGUUAUAGACGGCUCAUUGACGGGGCCUUAAAUUAUUUCAGAGGCCCAGCUGAAGCCUCUGUUGAUGCUGUUCACUUUGUGUUGAAGGAACUAGUAAGAAAAUCUAUGGGAGAAUGUCAGGAGUUGAAGCGGUUUCCCAGUUUGCAAUCUGCAAUAGCUGCAGCAUCUAAUGAAGCCUUGGAAAAAUUUCGGGAUGAAGGUAGAAAAACGGUAGUCAGACUAGUGGACAUGGAAUCUGCUUACUUGACAGUGGAUUUCUUCAGAAAACUCCCUCAGGAGAUGGAACACACUCCCCAGAAAGGGGGAAAGCCGGAGGCUGCUGCUGCUGUAGACCGGUAUGGAGAGAAUCACUUUCGGCGGAUAGGUUCAAAUGUAUCAUCAUAUGUGAAUAUGGUGUCUGAUACAUUGAGGAACACACUCCCCAAAGCAGUGGUCUAUUGUCAAGUGAAGGAGGCCAAACAAUCUUUGUUAAACUACUUCUACACUCAGAUUGGGAGGAAAGAGGGGAAGGCACUUGCAGAAUUGUUAGAUGAAGACCCUGCAUUGAUGGAGAGAAGAAUGCAAUGUGUCAAGAGGCUUGAACUGUACAAGAAAGCAAGAGAUGAGAUUGAUUCUGUAGCAUGGGUACGAUGAGAUAAUUGCGCGUGAGACCUUUCUUCUAUGAUGCCUUACCACAAAAUUCACGACUUGGGUGAAUCGAUAUUGCUGCUUGUUCAAACGUUUGACAGCCUAAAUUCUUUGAUUGUUGUAGAAUUUAUUGUCGCAUUAUUUGGCUUGGAAUGAAUUGUUGCUUUAUUAUGUAUUUUGUGAACUGAGGUAAUACCAUAUAUCCAUUUGCCCGUC
Lycium ferocissimum is the source of this 2262-nucleotide messenger RNA. RefSeq names its product phragmoplastin DRP1E. The coding region runs from base 202 to 2052 and encodes 616 amino acids. Gene Ontology annotation, molecular function: GTP binding; microtubule binding; GTPase activity. The record is from RefSeq and is a predicted model, not a curated record. The transcript is spliced from 15 exons. Gene Ontology annotation, cellular component: cytoplasm; membrane; microtubule. NCBI's taxonomy places the organism in Eukaryota, Viridiplantae, Streptophyta, Magnoliopsida, Solanales, Solanaceae.